Messenger RNA from Ostrea edulis (European flat oyster), 2229 nucleotides. Its product is annotated as transcription factor Sp5-like. Gene Ontology annotation, molecular function: DNA-binding transcription factor activity, RNA polymerase II-specific; RNA polymerase II cis-regulatory region sequence-specific DNA binding. Lineage: Eukaryota; Metazoa; Mollusca; Bivalvia; Ostreida; Ostreidae. The transcript has 2 exons. The record is from RefSeq and is a predicted model, not a curated record. Gene Ontology annotation, biological process: regulation of transcription by RNA polymerase II. The coding region runs from base 893 to 1957 and encodes 354 amino acids.
UUUGUCUUCUAUGGAGAUGAAAGACAUGACAUUGUGACAAAUGUUGGUUUGUUGUGACAAAAACUUUUACCACAUUCUAAAGAUGCAUCCUAACAACUGCUAGAAGAGUGAAAACCGUCACUGUUGGGAAAUCUCAGCCGAAUUCGUGUAGAUUGUUAAACAGACAGACGGACAGACAAGGGUUGUCUAACAUUAACAGCGGUUGAUAUUAAUUUUCUUGUCCUCUUAUCCUUUGUUGUUUAUUUAUUUAUUUAUUGUCCCCUAUAACUCGAGAAAAGCGAAGUGUGAAGUUCAUCUUUUAAAACCACAAGCAUAGAUCUUUUAAAACCGCUAACGCAAAUUAAUUCUCCAGUAUGUUUUCCGUGUGCAGUCUUGUGUAUUGGUCCUGCUAGUAGUCCGGUAGGUGUGGAUUCUCACAACAGUGCGGGGCUGUCUGCCAUAUUACCUGAAUAUCUGCCCCGCUAUUUGCGCUUUGAUCUCCUCAAUCCAAUUAUUUAUGUGUGUAAACGUCCUGCGAGGAGAUUACUUCUCCGCCCUCGACAACCCCGUUAAUAACAAGUUAUAAUCGCCUCUAUUAUGACUGUAAACAAUCUCUCUCUUAGAACUUUGUAUUUUGAAAGGAUUUAAUUUCCUUUUAAACUAACCCGCCUAUAGAUUUCAAUUGGCUCGCGGCAAACUUCAAAGACAUUGUCAAGUGUUUUGAUUGGCUCGCGGAAACAUCAGAGAGAUUAGACAGGGGUAAACUAUUUACGAUUUUUAACAAGAAAAACUUUGAUUUUGUACAAGACGCAAAACGACUGUACAUUCUACGUUCAAUCUACGCGAUGUCUGGCUGUUAAUUUUCACAACUUUUAAUUGCUUGUGGUAGUAAACACGUGUUAUUUUAAGGAGUAUGGCUACGGUGCUUGCAGCACCCCAUUCUUUCCAUUCCUCAUUACAGUACACAUUAACCGACCCUUGUAUCGAUGGCCGACACAUGAUGGCCCAGAAUCUUCCAAGGCCUUCCGAAUUAGUCCGACCAACGCCGAACCAUCCUAUGCAAAUGUGGCAAAAUCUUAGAUCCACCGACAUGAUGUCGUCUCUCCGUUCACCACUGCACCCUCUACAGCAUAUGAUGGCCCCGAACGUUUACCCUAACGACCAGGCACACCGAGAGGCGUUUAAUUACGAACUUCAUCAAGCUCGAUUGAGACAGCAAGAACUCCUUACAAGUGACAGACAAUUUCUACGAACUCCUGCUCCGUCCGUGUGUGCGCAUCCCCCGUUUUCUUCCACGUCUCCGUCCAUGCCUCACCAGCAUGUCCAUAAACAGUUGUCACCCCCGCCAGCAUCUGAAGCGGAAGUGUCGUGGUGGAGCGUGCCCACACUUCCUGAUAUGAAAAUGAGGCUGGCAUCCUCUGCGAUGGUGUUCGGACAGCAGACAUAUGGGGACUUCCCUUUCCGAUCCCAAUAUCCCAUUUUAUCAGGAGUGAAACCGAUCCUGACCCCCACACGCCGCUGCCGAAGAUGUCGAUGUCCAAAUUGUCAAUCUGCCAAAAACAGUGACAGUCCCAGUAAAAAGAAGCAACACAUAUGUCAUAUUGCAGGAUGUGGCAAAGUUUACGGCAAAACAUCACACCUAAAAGCACAUUUGCGAUGGCAUUCUGGAGAAAGACCAUUUGUUUGUAACUGGUUAUUUUGUGGAAAAAGUUUUACACGAUCAGAUGAGCUACAGAGACAUUUACGAACCCAUACCGGAGAAAAAAGAUUUGCUUGUAAAGAGUGCGGAAAACGGUUCAUGAGGAGCGACCAUCUAAGCAAACAUAUCAAGACACACGACAACAAGCGCCCGAAGGAGGGGGAAGUUGCGUCCGAGAACGACACAUCGAAUGCGUCCGAGGACGAAGAUGAAGAUAUUGAUGUGGAUGGGAUAGACGAAUUCGAAGAAAUUUGUGAGAAUGUUGAUGUGGACGUUUAGAUAUACAGUGAACGUUUUUGUAAUUGCUCAUUAACAAUAUACAUGUAGAUAUACAAGUAUUACAUAGGAAUUGGUGCAAUGCAAGGUUACCUGUGAUGGAAAUUCUGUGAGUGCUAUUCUGUUUAAUUUACCUUUUAAUUAAAGUGCUCGCGUCUUAUUAAUUGCAAAUAAUUUAUGUUACUAAAUGUAUGUGCAUUUGUGUUGUGUAACUUUACUUCAGCGAGUCAGUCUGAAGGAAAUAUAUGCAUAUUCUAAUAAAACAUUAAACCUUA